Molecule: messenger RNA, 670 nt
Organism: Pezoporus flaviventris
Lineage: Eukaryota; Metazoa; Chordata; Aves; Psittaciformes; Psittacidae
Product: coiled-coil domain-containing protein 96-like
Exons: 1
Coding region: 44-622 (192 amino acids)
Source: RefSeq, a predicted model, not a curated record
CAAGUGUGGGGCUUGGGCUAAGGUUCUUGUCUCACUGUACUUCAUGGCAAUGACUUGUAAUACGGGCGGGCUCCAGAAGCAGGGUGGGACGGACGUGGCCGUGGACUUGUACCUGGCCAUCCUGCUGCUCUUCACUGUCCUGGCCCUCAUCCUCGCCUCCGUCUUCAUGAGGCUGCGGGGAGCCGAGGGGGAGCGGCCCCGGGAGCUAGCGGCGGCCGAAGCGGCCCAGGAGAGCGGCCCCGGGGACCAAGCGGCGGCGGGAGCGGGGCCGGAGGCCAGCAGGGAGUGGCAUCCGGUGGAGGAGGUCGGGGCGGUCGAAGAGCAGAAGGAGGCGGCUGCUGAGCAGUGGGAAGAGGCGGCUGCUGAGCAGUGGGAGGAGGCGACGGAGGAGCCGAGCCCCCCGGAGGAGCCGAGCCCCGCGACGGCCGAGAGCAUUCCCCGGAAGCUGCCCGCCAAGCACCAGGAGGAUGCGGAGAGCAAGAUAUCCCCUUUGGGAGCCUCAGCUAGGUCCAGCCUCGGGCACCCGGGACAAGUGGAGGGCGCAGGAGACCACACAGCAUUUCCCAGCAAGGCAGAGGAGGAAGAUCUGGACUCAGAAAAAGAGAAGCUGGUGGUGGAAUAGCUGGCAAGCACAGCAGCUACACCAGCCCCAGUGACAAGUACAGCAGCA